AUGCGUCUGCGUGCACCAGCCCCGGCCCUGUCGCCCCAUAAUGGCGCGCGGUCACCUGGCCGCGCAGGGCCCCCGUUCCGCUUCCUGCAGGUGCAAAAGGUCGGGGCGGGCGACAGCGUGGGGCUGAUCCGGCUGCAGCGGCCCGAGGCGCUCAACGCGCUCUGUGCGGGGCUGAUGGAGGAGCUGGGGCGUGCACUGGACGCCUUCGAGGCCGACGGGCAGGUGGGAGCAAUUGUCAUCACCGGCAGUGAGAAGGCCUUUGCAGCCGGCGCUGACAUUAAAGAGAUGCAGAACAAAACCUUCCAGGAGUGCUAUAGUGGCGGUUUCCUGGCUGGCUGGGAUCGGGUGGCCACUAUCCGCAAGCCCACCGUCGCCGCCGUUAAUGGCUUCGCUCUGGGCGGCGGCUGCGAACUGGCCAUGAUGUGCGACAUCAUCUAUGCCGGGGAGAAGGCGCAGUUUGGGCAGCCCGAGAUCCUGCUGGGGACAAUCCCAGGCGCCGGCGGAACGCAGAGGCUGACCAGGGCAGUGGGCAAGUCCCUGGCCAUGGAGAUGGUGCUGACUGGGGAGCGGAUCUCGGCAGCGGAGGCCAAAGCGGCAGGUCUGGUCAGCAAAGUCUUCCCCACGGACAAGCUGCUGGACGCAGCCAUUGGCUGCGCUGAGAAGAUAGCUGCCAACUCCAAACUGGUGGUAGCUAUGGCCAAGGAGUCCGUCAAUGCUGCUUUCGAAACAACACUGACAGAGGGGAACAAGACAGAGAAGCGUCUCUUCUAUGCCACUUUUGCCACCGACGACCGCAAGGAAGGGAUGACUGCGUUUGUGGAGAAGCGCAAGGCCAACUUCACUGACAGUUGAGCUGCAGAACUUGCAGACAUUCGUUCCCCUUUGCUGCCUUCACCACUCAUGUGCCUCAAAAUGAAGGACGGAUCUGUCGGCACCGCAGAGGGAGCCAGCACCCGGCACUGACUGAUGCCCACGCUGGGCAAGAUCCUCAGCAGGGUUUUGCCUCGUUAUUGCUAUUAAAAGGCUUUCCUGGUGC
This is a messenger RNA of Meleagris gallopavo (turkey), 1036 nucleotides long. NCBI's taxonomy places the organism in Eukaryota, Metazoa, Chordata, Aves, Galliformes, Phasianidae. The record is from RefSeq and is a predicted model, not a curated record.